Molecule: messenger RNA, 306 nt
Organism: Diaporthe citri
Lineage: Eukaryota; Fungi; Ascomycota; Sordariomycetes; Diaporthales; Diaporthaceae
Exons: 5
Coding region: 1-306 (101 amino acids)
Biological process (GO): cilium assembly; microtubule-based process
Cellular component (GO): cytoplasmic dynein complex
Molecular function (GO): dynein light intermediate chain binding; dynein intermediate chain binding
Source: RefSeq, a predicted model, not a curated record
AUGGCAGUCGAAGGAGGCGCUACUUCCCCGGGCCCUCGGGAGAAGCUCGACGCUCAGAUCAAGAGCGCGGACAUGACGGACGACAUGCAGCAGGAGGCCAUCGACAUCGCUCAAGAGGCAAUGGCGAAAUUCACGAUCGAGAAGGACAUUGCCCAGCAUAUCAAGAGAACAUUUGACGAGCGCAAGGGUCCCACAUGGCAUUGUAUUGUCGGGCGGAACUUUGGAAGUUUCGUAACCCAUGAAACCAAGCACUUCAUCUACUUUUACCUCGGCCACUGCGCCAUUCUUCUCUUCAAGACACAAUAG